AUGCCAUUGACAGUUGAAUUGCAGCAAAUUUGCAAUGAGAGUCAGUUCGAUAUAGUCAUUGCAGAAGCUCAACAACUUAAGGAGUCUUUGAUUAUACCAUGGUAUGUAUAUUUCUGGGUUGUUUAUAAUAUAGUUUCUUGGGUUGCGCCUGAAGCUCGAAAAUUUAGAACAUCAGUCAUUAAUCUUGAAUUUGAAGGGAAGUUGGAUCAGAUGUUCAUUGGGGUAGUUACAACCGAUGAUAAAACAUGGGCACCUUCUUCUAGUACACUCCAUAGUGAACUUUUUAAAAAUGUUGACAAUGACAUACUUGAAGAGAAUGAGGAAGAAAAUGCGAGAAAUGAUGUUUACAUUUCAAAUGAUAUUCACAUUUCAAAUGAUGUUCACAUUGAUGAAAAUGAAAGAAAAAAAAGGAAAAAAGAGAGAGUAGGAAGAGAUAGAGGAAGAGGAAGGGGGAAAAGUUUGUUUGAGAAAAGAGCAAAUAAAAAGGAGAGAAGACAAGAGAAUGUGAGAGAUGGGAUUCACGCUUGUCUUCGCGAUUAUGAUAGGCUCCAGAAUCUGGCCGUCGUCCUUAUUUACAUCCAAAUCGGUUGCUCCUUGAUCGGAUCCCUCGGCGCAUUAUACAACGGUGUGUCGCUCAUCAAUUUGGGGAUCGCAUUGUUCGCUUUGGUUGCCAUCGAGAGCAGCAGUCAGAGCUUAGGUCGAACCUACGCCGUUUUGCUCUUCUGCGCCAUUCUGCUUGACAUUUCGUGGUUCAUCCUCUUUUCCCACGAUAUUUGGAACAUGUCCAGCGAGCGUAAUGGAAUGUUGUUCACCUUCUCCCUCAGAUUAACACUUGCCAUGGAGAUCGUGGGGUUUUGCGUUAGAUUCUGCUCGUCCUUCUUAUGGAUUCAAAUAUAUAGACUGGGAAUUUCAUAUGUAAACAGUGGUGCCAAUCCUCGAGACCCUGAUUUCGAUUUGAGAACUAGUUUUCUGAGCCAUGCAACCCUACCCAAUUCCAGACAGUGCUCUCACAAUGACUCUGAUGACGCUUUAGGAGCUUCCAUUUACGAUCCUGCUUAUUACUCUUCCCUUUUUGAAGACCGUCAGCAACCCAGUAGACAUUCAUUUCUGGGUCAAAAUAAUGCUGUUAGCAGAACUGGAUCCACUGCUGGUGCUGAAGUUUCUUAGCUAAAGCCAUCGCCUGUUAGGACUCUUUCUGCCUAAGCAUCUUACUUCCCCUUAGAGUUUCAGCUGACAUUGUAACUCAUUAGAGCUGUGCUUUACUGUUUUUCUUUUAGCAGCCUAUUCAUCCUUCUGCAUAGAUUCAUACACUCUUACAGAUAGCUCAAAUUAGAAAUAAUUAGAUUCAUACACUCUUACAGAUAGCUCAAAUUAGAAAUAAUUCUGUCUCUAACUUCAAUGUAGAUUUAAAUUUUGAUGGUAAUACUAUCUAGGAGUGAUUUCACUGUUUGAAAUUGUCAUACAAUCUUUUUCGGUAAGAUUAGUUAUGUACUUUCUUGUCGACCAAGUGUCAUAAGUAUGAAGAGUGACAUCUUAUUUCUUGAAAGCUUUCUGCUUAUUUGGUUUGAUUGUUGAAAGUUAUUGACAUUACCCCUCUUAA
Molecule: messenger RNA, 1600 nt
Organism: Gossypium arboreum
Lineage: Eukaryota; Viridiplantae; Streptophyta; Magnoliopsida; Malvales; Malvaceae
Exons: 6
Coding region: 1-1167 (388 amino acids)
Source: RefSeq, a predicted model, not a curated record